UACAGGCAUAGAUAGAUCACUUCUCAAGAUCAAGAAAACUUCAAUCCUGAAAAAGAAUGAAGGAAAGUCGGAUUUAUCUAGCAUUUUACUAUGUACCUCUGCUUUCUCUUCUGUUUAUAACAGAAUCCAAUGCUCACAAGCUUCAUUGUUCGUGUAGCCGUCCUUCUUCAUGUGGUAACCAUGAAGUGAUUGUCCAAUACCCAUUUCGAUUCAGAUUCGAUCCAGAAGGAUGUGGAAUGAAAGACUAUGAACUGGAAUGCGAGAAUGAUCGGCCAGUCCUGUACAUUGGUUCUGGAAGAUACUAUGUUUUGGGAAUCAACUAUGACAACUAUAGAAUCAGAGUUAUCGAUGACGGCAUUCAAAAGGGAAACUAUUCUUCUCUUCCUCUUCAUUUCCUAACACCUAAUAUGUGGUACGAGGAACUGAACGUACCUUAUGAUAGGAUUGGAACGAAGACGGAAAGAGCUGUGAUCGCAAAUAUAAAGUGUGGGAAACUGUCGUCGGUGAUAGAAUUGGAAGAGGAAGAGAUGGAUUUGGCUGUAGUGAAGCUAAAACAGACACAUUCAGAAGUUCUUACUCGCUACUUUUUGUUCGGUACUCUUCAAGAGUGGGGGAGAAAGAAGUUGCCUGAAGGGUGCGGCAUAGAGAGCCUGCACUUGACACUCGCGACCUCAAUGGAUUGGCUUCGUAGGGAGAGGAUGAGUAGCAACGAUUCCAUAUUAUUCUCACGCUUCCAUAACGAUUUGGCUCGUGGAUUUGAGCUUGGAUGGAUUGACGGAUAUUGUGCUUCUGACCUUGAUAGGAAUGAUUGCUACGUUGUUGAUAAUCCUUACGCCGCCUAUUGCAGGGAUCGGAUUCUGCUUCAUAUCACUCUUUAUCAACGUCUGAUGAACUUUAUGUACGGUCAUCAUGGUUUUGCUAUCUUGACAGAUUUGGGUGAGUGUCUUGCAGCAAGAACUUUUUGUGGAUGGAUGUUGCUUUGUAUUUACUUGAUAUACAAAUAUCGAAGAAGACAUUUGUCGGUUUUCGAUUCCAUUGAAAACUUCCUCCAAUCCCAAAACAACCUCGUGCCCAUUAGCUACUCUUAUCGAGAGAUUAGAACAAUGACAAAAGGGUUCAAGGAUAAACUAGGAGAAGGAGGAUUUGGUUCGGUGUACAAAGGUAAACUUAGAAGUGGUCAUGAUGUUGCAAUAAAAAUGUUAGGCAAGAGCAAAGCGAAUGGGCAAGAGUUUAUAAACGAAGUAGCCACCAUCGGAAGAAUUCACCAUGUUAAUGUGGUUCAACUUAUUGGAUUUUGUGCUCAUGGAUCUAAACGUGCACUUGUGUAUGACUUCAUGCCCAAUGGUUCCUUAGAGAAGUACAUAUCCUCUCAUGAAGGUAAUUCGGUUUGUUCUUUAAGUUGUGAACAAAUGUAUAAUGUCUCACUUGGAAUCGCACGUGGGAUUGAAUAUUUGCACCGAGGGUGUGACAUGCAGAUCCUUCAUUUCGAUAUCAAGCCUCACAACAUUCUCCUAGACGGAAAUUUUACACCUAAAGUUUCUGACUUUGGACUUGCAAAAUUGUAUCCAAUUCAUAACAGUGUUGUAUCUCUAACCGCUGCAAGAGGAACCAUGGGCUACAUGGCUCCUGAGUUGUUCUACAAAAACAUUGGUGGUAUAUCUUAUAAAGCGGAUGUUUACAGUUUUGGAAUGCUCUUGAUGGAAAUGGCUGGAAGAAAGAAAAGUAUGAAUGCACAUGUAGAAACUCUAAGCAAAGAUUACUUUCCAUCGUGGAGAUUCGAUCAAUUCAAUGACGAUAAUGAGGUAGAUACAAGAGAGACUAGAGCUGAGGAAGUGGAGAAAGUGAAGAAAAUGGUGAUUGUGGCCUUGUGGUGCAUACAAUUCAAGCCAAAUGAUCGACCUCCAAUGAACAGAGUGGUAGAGAUGUUGGAAGGAGGCCUUGAGCUAUUGAAAAUGCCUCCAAAACCUUUCAUUACUUCUUCCGAAAUGGUAACAAAGGAUAAUUAGUAGGUAGUUCCUCGAUUAAAGGUCGAUCAAAUAUGAAGAAGGUACUUGUUUCUAGUAACCAAUAGCCAUGUAUGUAUUUUAUAGUUUGGUCUUAUUAGUAGUUAAAUGUAUAUAAACAAUUAAGUUGCAAAGUUAUGAUGGGUUAUGAAUGUAAAAGUUUGGA
This is a messenger RNA of Impatiens glandulifera, 2169 nucleotides long. RefSeq names its product rust resistance kinase Lr10-like. The transcript has 3 exons. Lineage: Eukaryota; Viridiplantae; Streptophyta; Magnoliopsida; Ericales; Balsaminaceae. The record is from RefSeq and is a predicted model, not a curated record. Gene Ontology annotation, biological process: protein phosphorylation. Gene Ontology annotation, molecular function: protein kinase activity; polysaccharide binding; ATP binding. Bases 57 to 2006 code for a protein of 649 amino acids.